AUGGGAAUGCAUCAUAAACCAACAGAGUCGUAUCCGGCAAAAAACGCUGAUGCUGCAGAUUUGAUUUCUUUUUCAUUUAUUUUGGCUUGCACUGUCAUCCUGACUAUUUUCCUAAUUUACAACGGUAUAAAAUACCUUUUAUCACGCACCAAUAGCCAGGCCUUCAAAGAUGAAUAUGAACUAACGUCGACACACGCAAAUGAAGAAGAAGAUACUCAGCAGCUGAUGAAAGAAAAUCAGGAGCUGGUACAACAACUUCAACGUGCAAAAAGAUUGUCAAAGGCCGGUUUAUUUGUCGGAUAUUUGAUUCUAACAGCUGGGCUGUAUCUGGGCGUACGAGCAAUACAAGCUGGUCUCAUGAAACAAAAAAUUAUAAACGGAGAAGGGCUGUUUGGUUCUGGAAGCUAA
Molecule: messenger RNA, 408 nt
Organism: Magnusiomyces paraingens
Lineage: Eukaryota; Fungi; Ascomycota; Dipodascomycetes; Dipodascales; Dipodascaceae
Exons: 1
Coding region: 1-408 (135 amino acids)
Source: RefSeq, a predicted model, not a curated record